AUGUCUGAUGGGUCUGGAGUCAGCAGCAUAAUUCUACAUUAUCAGCUUAUUGCCCUGCACAACAAUCCUGUAAACUUUGUGCGUAUUGAUCACACAUUUUUUGGUAAAGGUCACACAGAAAUUGAAAAUAUAUAUUCAUUCGAAGCUAGAGAUGAAAAGAAAGUAUGCAGGGGUAAUUUUGAGAACAUGAACAGCACAAUAUUGUUAAACCAACAACAACAACAACAACAACAACAACAACAACAACAACAACUUGAUUUACAAUCAAGUGAUUUACAAUCAAGUGAUUUACAAUCAAGUGAUUUACAAUCAAGUGAUUUACAAUCAAGUGAUUUACAAUCAAGUGAUUUACAAUCAAGUGAUUUACAAUCAAGUGAUUUACAAUCAAGUGAUUUACAAUCAAGUGAUUUACAAUCAAGUGAUUUACAAUCAAGUGAUUUACAAUCAAGUGAUUUACAAUCAAGUGAUUUACAAUCAAGUGAUUUACAAUCAAGUGAUUUACAAUCAAGUGAUUUACAAUCAAGUGAUUUACAAUCAAGUGAUUUACAAUCAAGUGAUUUACAAUCAAGUGAUUUACAAUCAAGUGAUUUACAAUCAAGUGAUUUACAAUCAAGUGAUUUACAAUCAAGUGAUUUACAAUCAAGUGAUUUACAAACACGUGUCAUUAUGGAUAAGAGACCACCAUCAAGAGAAGAUCAGCAAUUCAGAGCUUGUGACCUUACCACAAAUAUGCUAAUGGACAUACUUGCUGAAAUUCCAAGUGAUACUGAGGCGGCUGCUUCGGAUACUGGAAGAGAAUCACGCGAAAUUGAUGAACUUCGACUUCUUUUACCUGAUGAGAGCGUAGUUGAAUUUGAAGAGGAUGUGAAUGAAGGGGUGUGCUGA
Molecule: messenger RNA, 885 nt
Organism: Schistocerca piceifrons (Central American locust)
Lineage: Eukaryota; Metazoa; Arthropoda; Insecta; Orthoptera; Acrididae
Product: heat shock protein DDB_G0288861-like
Exons: 4
Coding region: 1-885 (294 amino acids)
Source: RefSeq, a predicted model, not a curated record